UGUACGUUGAUAUACCUCUGCCUUCUGGAAAGUAUAAAGAAAAGAAAAAGACAGUGACAAGACAGACAGUAAUUUCUUGUAAACAAACAGAAAAGUAAACAAACCAGAGCAACAAGCAAACGGAUCAAAGAACCAAUAAAACCUACACCAUGAAUGGCAUGGACUAUGAACAAGAUUUAAUUAACAAAUUACCAACGAAAAACCUUAUUGACCCCAACGGCUUCGAUGUGUCUAUGAGCGCAGUUCUAAUUGGUCUAGGCGCAGAAAAGUACACCAAUAUAUUUAGAGAUCACAAUAUUGGUCAAUGCACACUCAUUGAAUUAACGGACGAAGACUUGGUAAAAUUGGGUGUUGAUGAUCCAAAAAUCCGAGUUAAGCUCAUAGAAGAAGUGAAGAAUCUACCUAUUUAUGAGGAAACAGACCAUACAGCAAUAAGCCCUAAUUUAGACGUUAUGGAUAUAGUAGAUAUUUUGGAAGAGAGUUCACAGCAUAUGUACAGGAUAAACAUAAGUAUGAUGACUAAUACAUUAGUGUUAAAAAAGAAAAAAGUUCCUGAUUGUUUGAUUUACAAGGACAAGUAUGCAUCACACAUUGCUAUUAACACUUUGAGUCAUAUGACAAAUGUAUUAAACUCAAUGGAAACCUCCCUCCACAGUCAAAUUCGGAUACUAUCAAAGGAUUCAAGGAACAGGAGAACAAAAAAACUAUUAGUUGGGACACUUGGCAGUGCAGUUGUUGCUGUGAUAGCAAUUUUCUUUGUUCGCUCAUUAAAGCAUUUGUGAAUAUCCUAAAUUCCUUUAUCCAUAAAAGUUUGUGCUUGUGAAAA
This is a messenger RNA of Pararge aegeria (speckled wood butterfly), 826 nucleotides long. RefSeq lists its product as uncharacterized. Gene Ontology annotation, molecular function: protein binding. The record is from RefSeq and is a predicted model, not a curated record. The transcript has 4 exons. NCBI's taxonomy places the organism in Eukaryota, Metazoa, Arthropoda, Insecta, Lepidoptera, Nymphalidae. The coding region runs from base 150 to 782 and encodes 210 amino acids.